UGUUCACAUCGAAACGUCAAGCGUGAUAUCGAUCGGCAAACGAAAACAAAACAAAGCCCUAAACACGUAGCUGGCCCGAAAGAGCUGCCAGCUGCUGGUUUUAGAGAAAACCCCCUCUGGCACACACAUACACAGUCUCUCUCGCUCGAGGAGGGAAAAUAAAGUGUUUUCCAGCAUGUCGCACCGAAACCUGACCGAGCUGUUUCACAUGCUGCGGAACAAUGCCGUACACAGUCGAAACGUUGGCUAUGAUAACCAUUCGGACAACGAGACUCUGCUCGAACCAGCGGGAAAGUCGAGCGAGCAGCCGCGCUGGAUCGGAAAGUACGACGAAGCCAACUACCUGCUGUUCAAGAUCCAGGAGCGUCUCAAUGAGGUGAAACGGCUGCAAACUGCCGAGGUGCGUUCGGUGCUGAGCGACGAAACAUCCACCAGCAGCAGCACGACCGAAAGCUUAAUGAUGGAGAUCAAGCAGCUGAUCUGCCGCUGCCACGACAACAUCAACUCGCUGCGCCGGCAGGACCACGGGCUGGAGGAGAUGCUGCUGAAAAACGUUCAGAAGCACUGUCUGAUCAUCCUGCAGGGCCUGACGGAGCAGUACCGGCUGCUGCAGGCGCACAAAACGUCCCGCGCGCUGAAAGGCGCCGAGGCGGGACCGAGCGGUAGCGCUGGCACUGGUGGUACCGUACUGCGCUCCAGCAACACCACCAGCCUCAAUCCGGUCGACACGUUCGACAACUUUCUGCAGCUGGAGUCGGCCGCAGAAGGCCGGACGGGAGGGCCGACGGUAGCAGCCGGCGGCUCCAGCUACGACUACGAGGAGGACCAGCUGGAUGAUUUCUUCCAGCUGCCCGCGACCGGCCUCACGAUCAACCAGAAGCAAAUCAUGCUGAUCCAGGCGGACAACACCAAGCUGCUGAAGAGUCGGGAGGACGAGGUGCUGCGCAUGACCAACUCGAUCACCGACCUGAACGUCAUCUUCAAGGACAUCUCGAAGCUGAUCCAAGAGCAGGGCACGAUACUGGACCGGAUCGACUACAACAUCGAGUCGGCCCAGGUGCGGGUCAGCGACGGGCUGCGCCAGCUGCAGAAGUCCGAAUCGUACCAGCGCAAGAACCGCAAAAUGCACUGCAUCAUGCUGCUGGCGUUCGCGAUAAUGUUCAUGAUCAUACUGAUCAUCUUCACCAAGCUGUAGACUGGCAGGACAGGCGGGCAUUCCGAGACAGGGCUGGAACGUUAUUUAUUGUGUCUAUGUUAGGGGGGGUGGGAGCUUUAAAGGUUUUUUUUUCCUGUGGGAGUUUUUAGUUUAUUUUCGACUGCUUUAUUUUAGCCAGAUUUUUAUUCAUUCUGUUACUGUGCGUGUAGAAAGCACAGCAUGCUUCAUUACGAUGGAAGGGUUUAAGUUGGGAUUAAAACAAUAUUCACAGCGAUCACACCCAAUACGAAGAGAGUUGCAGCCGUUUAAAAGCUACUUAACGCAAACGGCAGUUCGAAUCUAGUCGAGAAAGUCCCGGUCUGGAUCCAAGUUUUUUUUUUGUAAAAUGGGGAAUAUUUAUAUUCCUGUAUAUGGGAGAAAAAGAAGUAAUUAGGUCCACACCAAAGUAAUGCUGUUUUUUCAUCCAUUUUCCCUAACCCUUUUGCUGUUCUCUCGGAUGAGAGGGGCAAGAAAUAUUUAGCAAAUUCAACUUUUAUCUAUCGUUUAAUACAACAAUAACCUAUCGCUUUUAACACGAAUAGGCAACAUUAAUUUGCUAAAUUAAAGGGUAAAAUAAAAGUAGCAUCAAAAAAGGCCGGUCUAUCAUAUGAAGAUUCCGUAAACCGCUAGGUUUUGAUACAUUUGAGGGAGAGACAGCCUGGCUUCCAUAUAAAAUUAUAAUAAUUUAUAAUAAAAAAUGGUUUAAAAAGUA
Molecule: messenger RNA, 1907 nt
Organism: Anopheles coluzzii
Lineage: Eukaryota; Metazoa; Arthropoda; Insecta; Diptera; Culicidae
Gene: Syx16
Product: syntaxin-16
Exons: 4
Coding region: 176-1195 (339 amino acids)
Biological process (GO): intracellular protein transport; vesicle-mediated transport; vesicle fusion
Cellular component (GO): endomembrane system; SNARE complex; membrane
Molecular function (GO): SNARE binding; SNAP receptor activity
Source: RefSeq, a predicted model, not a curated record